AAUGCUCAAAAUCUUUCGUCACAUUCAUUGUACGGCGCCCACCACAGCAGCUGGAAGAGUUUGGGGCUCCGCCGCCGGAGUUCGAGCAGCUUCAGAGUUCAAGUAUCGUCUUCUUGCUUCUCUCUUCUGCGAAUCAGGGCUUUAUCUUUCUUCAACGAGAAAAUCAGUAUCCAUGAACGUGUAUGCUAUGCCUCCAUUUGCCACAGCACCGAAAAUUGAUUCCAGAUUGAGUUAGCUUCUUCACACAACCUGCAGGGGACUUCAUUUAUAAGAAGUUUUGUUUCAGAAGACAGCACGUUGGGAACCAUUCUUUGGCAAUUGAUCAAGCCAUCAAGGUUCAAUGUGCACUAUGCAUGUCACUUUUCUCUUGGAGAAUGCUUGAGUACAUCAAUUAAUCCAAACUUAUUUUCCCUUCCCCUACUUGCUACGUUGGGGGAAAAUUUUCCUAAGCAACGUUGAUUUUUGUUAGAAAAGAUCUCAUCCAUUGUCCUUUGGUGAAAUAGAUCUACUGCUUAUACAAUCUAGGAAGCAAUGAAAAAGAUCUCAUUUCGUCAAUUUUCAGCCUUAAUUGAUCCAUUAGUUGGAAAUCACAUUUCUGUCGAAUCCUCAAUUCCUCAGAAACUGCGUAUGAGAGUUUCAAGCCCAUUCCCUAUCCCUCAUCGAACAAUUCCUGAACCCAAAGGACAGGAUCUUGAUUUUGUAAAUGUAGCUCACAGCCAUCUAAUUCACUCAGACUGGGCCAAACUUGACUUAUUAUCAUCUGGUCUAACAGGUUUCAGGGUUAAACAUAUUCUGCUAAAAAUUCAAAAGGACCAUGUACUUUCCCUGGAGUUUUUCAAUUGGGUUAAAAGUAAAAAAUCCGAUUCGCUUACCCUUGAAACCUAUUCUAUACUUAUCCAUAUUCUCACCAAAAAUCACAAAUUUAAAUUUGCUGAAUCACUUUUGCGCAAUAUUCUUGCUUCAGACGCCAUAGAUUUGCCUUCAAGACUAUUUGAAGCAUUACUCUAUUCCUACCGUAUAUGCGAUUCUUCACCUAGGGCUUUUGACUCUCUUUUCAAGACUUUUGCUCAUAUGAAGAAGUGCAGAAAUGCAACUGACACUUUUUGCUGGAUGAAGGAAUAUGGGUUUUUCCCUACUGUUGAGUCAUGCAAUGCAUAUUUAAGCUCUUUGCUUGAAUUGCAUAGAGCAGAUAUAGUUUUGUCCUUCUACAAUGCAAUGCUUUGUAACCGCAUUUCACCAAAUGUUUAUACAGUCAAUAUGGUCAUGUGUGCUUAUUGUAAAUCGGGAAAGCUACGGGAGGCUGUUGAAAUGUUAGAGACAAUGAAGAGCAGGGGUUUAAGUCCAAAUAUUGUUUCAUAUAAUGUACUGAUUUCAGGAUACUGUAACAAGGGUCUUCUAGUUUUGGCCAUGAAGAUUAAAUCCUUGAUGGAGAAGAAUGGGGUCCAGCCUGGAGCGAUCACAUUUAACACACUUAUUAAUGGAUUUUGCAAGGAGGGUAAACGACAUGAAGCAAAUAAGAUUUUCACUGAGAUGAAGGCCAAUAAUGUAUCUCCCACUAUUGUAACCUAUAAUACUUUGAUGAAGGGAUAUAGUCAAGUUGGUGACAUUGAGAUGAGCAGUCGACUUUAUGAGGAAAUGUCAAGAAAUCAGGUUAAACCUGAUAUUUUGACUUAUAAUUCUUUGAUUUUGGGAUUAUGCAAGGAAGGCAAAACAAAGAAAGCUGCAUAUCUAGUUAAGGACCUCGAGAAGGAGAAGUUGGUCCCAAAUGCUUCUACCUUUUCUGCUCUUAUUACUGGGCAGUGUAUGAAAAAGAACUCAGAGCGUGCCUUUCAACUCUAUAAAAGCAUGAUAAGGAGUAAUUGCCAUCCAAAUGAGCACACUUUCCAAAUGUUGAUAUCUACCUUCUGCAAAAAUGAAGAUUUUGAUGGAGCCAUCCAAGUCAUGAGAGACAUGAUGGGGAGAUGUAUGAUUCCUGAUUCUACUAUUUUGUCUGAGGUCUGUAGUGGACUCUACAAGCGUGGAAAAAGUAGAUUUGCAUCAAAAUUAUGUGAUGACUUGGAAGCCAAGCAUCUAUUGCCCAGAGGGUUUGACAAAGUGAAAAUUAUGAACACCCCUGUAGAGAAUGAUUGAGAUUGUGAGUUUAUAUGCUAUAAGCCUGUAUGUUUUAUGACUCUUGAAGCUGCCCAUUACAUGGAUAUCUGAGGGGUCAACAUCUCUUACAGUGCAUGCUUCAAUGUCAGAAAUGUUCGUUGAGUCAUAUACAAUCUUAUUCUGGUAAAGAAUAAUUCCCAUAUUAUUCUUUAGCUGAUAUUUUUUUCUUACGAUGAAUGGGGAGGCAUGUAUUGUGACAUAUGGAAAUUAUCAUGCCUUUUCCUUCAUCAGUUCGUCCUCCAUUUUUCUUCGAGUAGAGGAGUCAAUGGACCAAAAGAUCAGUGGUUUUGCUCGAGGUGAAUUCUAGUACAGUUGAAAGUGAUUCCCUUUCGGGCCUUGCCAAUUGGCGACAACGCUUGAACUAGUUUAGUAGCAAACUCAGACCCUCUCAGCAGUCACAAAUUGAUUCAUAUAAAAUACAAUUAAAGAGAUGGGUGGGGAAAAGUGUAAAGAGAAGCAACUUUCACAAACGGUCCUGCUAUCUUGAGUCCCCCCUUCUUGAAUGUAUAACGUACAUCUACAGUGAAUCUAAUAUGACUUAUCAGCCCUGCGGCCUCCCCAGCUGCCGUAAACUGGAGGUUGCUGAUAAAGUUGCUAAUGGGUGCAGGCGUCUUUAUACGAUCCUUUAUUGUUUGUAGGCGUCCCUUUGUUUUUUGGUGCAUAUGGAAGGCGUCUUUUAGCCUUUUUAUGAUGUAGCAUUGUUAUAUUAUUUACAGAUAGCUUCACUUUCAACACGCAGUUCUUGGAAGUUAACUGUUCAUUGUCUGUAAAUAAACAGAGGAUAGGAACUUGUUCAAAUAAUAAAUUAAUUUGUAAAA
Prosopis cineraria is the source of this 2969-nucleotide messenger RNA. RefSeq names its product pentatricopeptide repeat-containing protein At4g26680, mitochondrial. Lineage: Eukaryota; Viridiplantae; Streptophyta; Magnoliopsida; Fabales; Fabaceae. Bases 532 to 2130 code for a protein of 532 amino acids. Gene Ontology annotation, molecular function: protein binding. The record is from RefSeq and is a predicted model, not a curated record. The transcript has 3 exons.